Messenger RNA from Grosmannia clavigera kw1407, 1149 nucleotides. RefSeq names its product RNA exonuclease 4. Gene Ontology annotation, biological process: ribosomal large subunit assembly; rRNA processing. Bases 1 to 1149 code for a protein of 382 amino acids. The transcript has a single exon. Gene Ontology annotation, molecular function: 3'-5' exonuclease activity; nucleic acid binding. NCBI's taxonomy places the organism in Eukaryota, Fungi, Ascomycota, Sordariomycetes, Ophiostomatales, Ophiostomataceae. Gene Ontology annotation, cellular component: nucleus. The record is from RefSeq and is a predicted model, not a curated record.
AUGGCCAUGGAGCUGUCCUCCAACUGGAAGAAGCUGCAGGCCCAAAUCAAAUCUGAGCCGUCGUACACCAAAAAGCCAGCGGCAAAACCUGUCACAGGGAAAAGGACGCGCGGGGCCGAGGACGACGGUGACGGCGACAACGCCCGCAAGCCACCCCCGAAGCGUCCGAGCAAGGCUGUAGAACCAGCCCGCGAGCGCCGGCGCGUCCAGAAGCCGAAAGCUAUGGGCGUGGCCCAGUCAUCGCAGCCGACGAAGCAGGAGGGCGUUGUCGGCCGGGGGGGUCGACCAGGUGGAUCAAGGAUUUUGCAAGCAAGCUCCGAGGCGGCCUCGCCAUCGCUGGCGCUGUGGGCCGAGGACCACGACAUCUCACCCGAGGAUCUGGCGCAGGCGUACGGACUCGGCGUGUCGAAAGGUGGCAGCAGCAGCAGCAGCCGGAGCGGCGGGCUGACAGCGGCCUCGGGCCUCGCUGCGUCGACAGCACUGGCUGCGGCUGCGCUGGACGAUCGCGAGAAUGCCGGUCUGACAGCGGGUCUGGUCGUGGGCAAGUACGUCGCGCUCGACUGCGAGAUGGUCGGGGUGGGUGCGGACGGCCACGACGAUGCGCUGGCACGCGUCAGCGUGGUGGACUUUUUUGGACGCCAGGUGUACGACUCGUACGUGCAGAUGCAGCGAGGCCAGCGUGUGGUCGACUGGCGGACGGCUGUCAGCGGCAUCACGCCGCGGCAUCUGCAUCAGGCGCGGCCGUUUGCAGAAGUGCGCGACGUCGUCGCCGGGCUGCUUCGAGGCGACGACGGCAAGCCGCGCUUCCUGGUUGGCCAUGAUGUGCGGCACGAUCUGCGCGUGCUCGACGUCAGUCACCCGCCGCGACUCAUUCGCGACACCGCCAAGUUCUCGGGCUUCAAGCAGUACGGCAACGGCCCCAAGCCAGCGCUGCGCGUGCUGGCCCGCACGCUGCUCGGUGUCGAGAUCCAGCAGGGCGCCCACUCGAGCGUCGAGGAUGCCCGCGUCACCAUGCAGCUCUUUCGGCUGCACAAGCAAGCCUUUGACGUGGAGUGUGCAACCCGCUUUGGCGAGGAGCCCGCCGUCGGCCUGGAUGCGGCCGCACCAGAAAAGAAGAAGCUGCAGAAGAAAAAGCGGAAGAAGCACUGA